AUGGAUAUUGAAAAGUUCCUUGAGGCAAUGAAGCGCAAAGUCAACGUCGACAUGGACGACCAGGCAUGUGCUGAGGCCAUGGCAGGGUUGGAAGCUUACUACAAGGUAGCCAUGAAGACUUUCGUGGACAAUGUCUGUCGGCAGGUCGUCGAGCGUCACAUUAUUGCGCCCCUCCCCGAGAUUUUCAGUCCAGUGACUGUUUCCCGAUUCACGGACGACGAGCUUCUUCAAAUCGGAUCCGAGUCGGAAAAACAAAAUCGCAAGCGGGAAGAGCUUAGGGCCAGGGCAAAGAAACUGAGGAGCAGCCUUGAAAAUCUCCAGCGACGCUGA
Molecule: messenger RNA, 330 nt
Organism: Pyricularia oryzae 70-15
Lineage: Eukaryota; Fungi; Ascomycota; Sordariomycetes; Magnaporthales; Pyriculariaceae
Exons: 2
Coding region: 1-330 (109 amino acids)
Source: RefSeq, a predicted model, not a curated record